This is a messenger RNA of Paramormyrops kingsleyae, 3627 nucleotides long. Its product is annotated as homer scaffold protein 1. The record is from RefSeq and is a predicted model, not a curated record. Gene Ontology annotation, biological process: G protein-coupled glutamate receptor signaling pathway. NCBI's taxonomy places the organism in Eukaryota, Metazoa, Chordata, Actinopteri, Osteoglossiformes, Mormyridae. Gene Ontology annotation, molecular function: G protein-coupled glutamate receptor binding.
UACUGUCAGUGAACGGUGGAUGGGGACAGAGAUACUGAAUAAGAUGGCAUUGGAUGCAGGAAUAUAUAUACGCCUAAAAGGAAGCUUUUGAUAAGGAUAGGACAAUAAAAUAUUGUAACUGGUGAAAAAUAUAAAAGGUAUACUUAUGCUCUAAUAUUACCUCUAAGAAUCCAGUUCUUGCCUGUAAAAACAAAGGGUGAUGGAGCCAUAAGAAUAUAGGUUUAACGGAAAACUGAAAAUAUUUCUCUUUGGAAGGACAAAUGUACAUUACAUAAUUUUUGUCUGAUGUUUUUCGAAAUACUUUUUAAUUAAUCUUAUUGUCCAUGUACGCAUUGUAUUAUAAUUUCCUGUAGAGGAAUUUUGAUGUGACUGAUUUAGAUCAGAGAACCGCAAUAUAGGCAACGAACGAAUGAAGAUCGAAUAUUGGCGAAUUAAACUUGAAGUGGGAGCUGGAUUGAACCGUUCAGCAUUUUUCUUGCCCCAGGAUAACUAUAUGCGGUGCAGCUGGAUACAUUCUGGAAGAGGUGUCAGCUUUGGAAAGUGCAUACCGGAGGGCGUUAUGAAAGAGCACAGAGUUGUUAUACGCUGUGUUUCAGACCGAGUGGAUAUUUAAGGGUCAUUUGGAGAUCAGAGAAGGCAGUGACGCUGGCGACCCUUCCAAUGAACACAAACGCUCCCUGUUCUUCCUAUCUGUGAGCAAACCAUAGCCCUCUGUGCUCUACAAUUACAGUUACAUUUAAAAGAGAACGAUUUAUAAUGAGAUUUUUUUCAAAGUAGCUUCAUUUGCCUUUGCUUCUCUGGCUGGAUUUAAAAUGAUGUAUUACUGAAGAGAAGCGAAUCUCGAAAACCUCAUCAAAACGCCGCCACCGUCGAGGCUAUCCACAGCGCCGUAGUGGGGGAAAUACAGCAAUAACCACCGUGGGAAGCUUCAGUUAGGCGCACUACAUUUCCAUCAAACACAUCAGCCAAAAUGGGGGAGCAGCCAAUCUACAGCACCCGUGCCCAUGUCUUCCAGAUCGACCCCAACACCAAAAAGAACUGGGUCCCCACCAGCAAGCAUGCAGUGACCGUCUCCUAUUUUUAUGACAGCACAAGGAAUGUCUACCGAAUCAUUAGCCUGGAUGGCUCUAAGGCUAUAAUAAACAGCACCAUCACCCCCAACAUGACUUUCACCAAGACGUCACAGAAGUUCGGCCAGUGGGCGGACAGCCGGGCGAACACCGUGUAUGGGCUGGGAUUCUCCUCCGAGAAUCAUCUGCUGAAGUUUGCUGAGAAGUUCGCCGAGUUCAAGGAGGCAGCGCGAUUAGCCAAGGAGAAGUCCCAGGAGAAAAUGGAGCUGACCAGCACACCAUCUCAGGAGUCAGCCACAGGGGAUGUACAGGCGCCCCUCACCCCAGAGAGCAUCAAUGGCACUGACGAUGAGAGGGCCACGCCGGAUGCUACGCCCAACUCAGAGCCCCGACCUGAGCCAUCCCAGAAUGCAUUGCCCUUUUCACAUAGCGCUGCCAUCAACAAGCACUGGGAGGCGGAGCUUGCGGCUCUGAAGGGCAACAACGCCAAGCUGACGGCUGCGCUCCUGGAAUCCACAGCCAACGUCAAGCAGUGGAAGCAGCAGCUGGCGGCCUAUCAGGAGGAGGCUGAGAGGCUGCACAAGCGGGUCACAGAGCUGGAGUGUGUUAGUGGUCAAACCAAUGUGAUAAAGUCUCAUAAAACUGAGCUCAACCAAACAAUAGAGGAGCUGGAGUCUACGCUGAAGGCUAAGGAAAAGGAACUUGAAAAGUUGAAAGAGGAGGUGGAAAAUGCGAACCAGCUACAAGCUCAAAGAGACUCCCUCACUGAGAAACUGCAGGAGACAGAGACACGGAACAAGGACCUGGAGAGCCAACUCACCGAGCUGGAGAAGCGCUUGGAGAGCAGCCAGCUGGAGCAGGAGACCUUCCGGAGGAACCUCAAGAGCCUGCUGGAAAUCCUGGAUGGGAAGAUCUUCGAGCUGACAGAGCUGCGGGACAACUUGGCCAAGCUCAUCGAAGGCAGCUAAAGACCCCCAAUGCCCCAGCCAGGAAAACGACACGCCAACGUUGUGCAGAAACACUCGGUAAACAAACUCAAGGUACCCACCACUGAGUCCUGCCUACCAUCAUCUCUUUUCCACUAAUUCAGAAGGCAGUUAUUUUUCAGACACUUGAUGAACUUUAGCUAUUUUUUUUCUUGUGUUGGGUUGUAUUCCAUCUUGAGAAAUAUCCAAUAUAGUCUUCUUUCUUUAUCCUUCCAUUUCAAAAGGGUGAUAUGACGUGUAUCAGGUGUCACCUGAAGAUGUUGAGAAUUUAUGUAUUUGCAUAUUUAUGUAUUUAUUUAUAUAUUUAUUUACCUGGGUCUCUCUUAUCCUUCUAUUCAUUUCUGCAUUACAACUGACAUGAUCAAGCCAAGGUAGGGCAGAUGACAGAGGGGGCAAUGAGGACGUAGACUGUGUCGCCGUCCGUCUCACUCCCCCUCUCGAGGUUCCCAUGGGAGAGGCUGCAUCCUGUGUGACAAACUGGACAUGAGCUGUGAGAACGAGGGGAGGGGAUUGAGGGAGGGUAGAGCAGGACGGCUGGAAGAGACUCCACAGGUGUCUGCCAGCGUUGUCUGUCCACGGGAGGACGCCGGCACUUCCACAGCUGCACCUCCAGAGCCGCUCCCUGCCUUCCCGACACACACGUCUACACCUUACCCUCAAUAAAUCAGCCUUCCAGGCUUCGCUCUCGAGCACCGUGGUCUAACGCACGACGGGAAAGGCCUGUAAUCAAAGAGCAAUACAAGGAGGAGCCUUUGAACACACUGCGAUCUCACAAUCAGGUAUUCCAAUCCUCUCCCUUCUGAAGCGAAUGGGACAGAGAACCUCUCGUCGAGAUGCACAAAGGCUCUUUUCGGUUGCUUGCUCCAAAGUGACUACAAAAAAGUCUUUGGUUUUAUGUACUUUUUUUUAAAUGAAACUUUUUACGAUACUUCUAAAACCUGAAUUGUACGAGACUGGAUGAAUCUGAGAAAAAUCAUUUUAGUUCAUUUUUGAAGUGCGACAGUAGAUCUGACUCCCUUCUAUGAUUAUUUAAAGGAAUGUUGUAAUGGAACUGUUCUUCUCAAAACAAUGAUUUUAUCAAUGGACCUCAGAUGUUCUUUCCCUCCUAGUUUUCUAUGUAUGUCUGGUUUGUGGGUAUUAUGACUAUUUCUAGGUGCAAAAAAGAUCUGGCAAUAUUUUUGAACUAUUUAACACACUAAAUAAACGUCAGACAGCAACUUGAACUGAACGUAAGUGGACUGCAGUGAAGCAAAUGAUGAUUUAAUUUGUUUUUUAUUGCUUUGCCAAAUACAAUAUAGUUUCUUGUACAGUGAAUUUAUAGAAGCUGCCUUUAGCACAAAGAUGCAUUAUGGGUAGCUUGUUGAUGGUACUGUUUGUGGGGUAUAUUAUUGCCAAAAAUCUGUGAUAUAUGAAGAAGAAAAUGUAUACUCUAAGAACAUUAUUUAAGGGCUUGUAGUUGGACUGGUUUACUUUGAAGAAUACUGCUAAAACUAGCGUUAUACUACCAGAUGUAAGCAUUAAUAUAAAACUUUGAAAGGGAGUAAUGACUGAAUAAUAAAUUUUAAAUGUUG